Molecule: messenger RNA, 1232 nt
Organism: Dipodomys spectabilis (banner-tailed kangaroo rat)
Lineage: Eukaryota; Metazoa; Chordata; Mammalia; Rodentia; Heteromyidae
Gene: Echdc2
Product: enoyl-CoA hydratase domain containing 2
Exons: 10
Coding region: 45-941 (298 amino acids)
Biological process (GO): fatty acid beta-oxidation
Cellular component (GO): mitochondrion
Molecular function (GO): enoyl-CoA hydratase activity
Source: RefSeq, a predicted model, not a curated record
CCCAGGCCUGGCGGGUCCGGCCACACCUGCCCAGCUUCGCCAGGAUGCAGCGCGCCCUGCCCCGCGUCCUGCGCGUCCUGCGCAUCCUGCGGCCCCGGAGGCCCCUCGGGGCCCGCCACUGUGCGUCGGACGCCGCCGCUGGGGGCCGCGAGAUCCAGGUGCGGGCCCUGGCGGGUCCCGACCGAGGAAUCACUGAGAUCCUGAUGAACAGACCUCAUGCCCGAAAUGCCCUGGGGCACAUCUUCGUCAAGGAGCUGUUUGAAGCUCUGGCCCUGCUGCGAGAAGACCAGCACGUGCGUGUUCUGCUCUUCAGAAGUGGAGUGAAGGGUGUGUUUUGUGCAGGUGCAGACCUGAAGGAACGGGAGCAGAUGAGCCCUGUGGAGGUGGGCGUCUUUGUGCAGCGACUCCGAGGCUUGAUGAAUGAGAUCGCCUUCCCUGCACCCACCAUUGCAGCGAUGGACGGGUUUGCCUUGGGUGGAGGCCUGGAACUUGCCCUUGCCUGCGACCUCCGAGUGGCAGCUUCUUCAGCUGUCAUGGGACUGAUUGAGACCACAAGAGGACUUCUCCCCGGAGCAGGAGGGACUCAAAGGCUGCCCCGAUGCCUGGGAGUGGCCCUGGCAAAAGAGCUCAUCUUCACGGGCCGACGACUGAGUGGGGAGCAAGCCCACCAGCUGGGGUUGGUGAAUCAUGCUGUUCCCCAGAAUGAGGAAGGUGAUGCUGCCUACCACCGAGCUCGAGCCCUAGCCCAGGAGAUUCUGCCCCAGGCCCCUAUUGCUGUGCGGUUGGGCAAAGCUGCCAUUGACCGAGGAAUGGAGGUGGAUAUUGCAUCAGGAAUGGCCAUUGAAGGAAUGUGCUACGCUCAGAACAUCCCAACCCAGGACCGGCUGGAAGGCAUGGCUGCCUUCAGGGAGAAGCGCGCCCCAAAAUUUGUUGGCAAGUGAACUCCUUUCUUCCCCUAUACCUGAAACACCAGACAUGUAUACCUUAAAGAACAGAAUCCAAAUGGGAAGUCUUCAGUCAAGACUGCCAUACUUAUUUCACCUUGGCCUUCAAUUUCUUCACAAAGAUGAUCAACCAUUACUAAAUGAUGGGCAAAAUGAUGACCUGCACUUCCUGUUGCAUUCUUUCUUAUUCCUUACCCUGGCUAUAUCAUCACCGGAGUCAGGUUUGCUUAAAAAAUGUCUGAUUCUCCCUAUCCAGAUGACAAACUAUAGAUUAAAGAACUGCCUCUA